Messenger RNA from Talaromyces rugulosus, 4860 nucleotides. RefSeq lists its product as uncharacterized. Gene Ontology annotation, molecular function: protein binding; ATP hydrolysis activity. The record is from RefSeq and is a predicted model, not a curated record. The transcript is spliced from 6 exons. Bases 1 to 4860 code for a protein of 1619 amino acids. NCBI's taxonomy places the organism in Eukaryota, Fungi, Ascomycota, Eurotiomycetes, Eurotiales, Trichocomaceae.
AUGGCGGAAGUCGUGGGAUUGGUAUCCAGCAUCGUCGCUUUGAUAGAGCUCUCCGCAAAAAUCGCCGGACUGAGCUACAGUUACGCCCGUCAGGUCAAAAAUGCACCGAAAACACAGAAGCAAUAUCUUCAGCAAGUCUCCUCGCUGAUCGAGGUUCUGUAUCGCGUCGAGCAGGCUAUUGCAGUAUCCGAGUCAACGGGCCUGCUACCGGUUCGCCCGCCAAGUUUGAAUGAAGAUGCUAUUACUUCGACCGCAACGUAUCAAAAAAUUUCAUCGAUACAUUAUGAGCAAGAUCGAAAUUUGCUGUUAACAUGGGUUCCCACGCCCAGUAUCCCACUUCGACAGAAGCCAUCUCCUUGUUCAGGAACGGGGCGUUGGCUCCUAGGCACUGUUGCUGUUCAGGCAUGGCUAAGCAAAUCAACAGAGCUUCUGUGGUGUUACGGUCAACCCGGAGUAGGAAAGAGUUUCCUUGCCUCAGUGAUGAUCGACCACUUGUUGGAAAAACGAGAGCAUGACUCCCUAGUCAUAUACUUCUUCUGCGACUUUUCUUCACGGAAUCAAGUGACAACGAAAGAUAUCCUGCAGUAUCUGCUUCGACAGAUCGUCGAUCAAGGAAGUGAAAAGAUGCUAUCCACGCUCAAAGGGGCAUGUGGUGACCCGAGUGCGCUACAGAAUGCAAAUAAAGUAGUGCAAUUGCUUGCUCUGGCCGCAUCAGUGCAAUCAAUUUACUUGGUGGUGGAUGGUGUGGACGAGUUGAAAACACUAAAUGAACUACUUGAGCAUAUUCUUGAGCUUGCGAAAUCAAAAAUGCGCAUAAUGGUUACCAGCCGAGAUUUACCUCAGAUCCGAAGGAAGAUGAGCACGACUCUUCGGCUAAAUAUUAAACCUACAGAACACGAUCUGAGGCUAUAUGUCAAUAUGCGAUUGCAGGAUAGUGACUUUGUCGAAGAAGCCGCUAAAGAUAGCAGCUUAAUUGAUGACAUUGUGUCCAAAACCGGGAACAUAUUCCUCCUCACCCGACUGCUGCUCGAUGAGUUAUUGGACCUUGUGACCAUCUAUCAGAUACGCAAAGCACUUGAGAGGCCACCACAGGGUCUACAGCAGGCCCUCGAAGCGACACUGCAGCGGAUAGAUGCCCAGCCAUUGGCACGGAGAACUCUGGCUCGACGCUUACUGAGCUGGAUAAUGCUUGCAGAACGAAGGCUAAAAAUGAACGAAGUUGUGACUGCAUUUGCCGUCGAAGAUGGCGAGGAGCUACAUCCGGACAACAUGCCGAGCGCUGAUAUCCUCCAUCAGGUUUGUGCUGGGCUAGUUAUUCUCAACAAGGAUGAUAACACAGUCGGUCUGGUCCAUGUUUUUGCCUACGAGCUUCUCCAUAACUUAUUGCCGAAGAGGCAGUCACACAUUGAUAUUGCUCAAACUUGUCUCCGGUAUCUAUCGUUGAAGCCCCUGGGAGGGGGGCCCUGUGCAAGCGCGGCCGAAAUGCUCAACCGAGUCGAUUCGCUUCCUUUUCUGGAAUACUCUUCCAAGUAUUGGGGACAUCACGUCAUAUCGGGGGACUGUGAAAAGGAGCUGGAGUCGCUGAUUCUGGAGCUUUUGGAUGACUCGCGGCUCAGUGACAGUGCAUUUCAGGCUCUCCAAUUCCGCCGGGAGUAUGCCUCCACGGGGACCGCGGAAGAAUUGUUUCAAUCCCUGCCUAUAAAUUCGCAUGCGCUGCAUCUGGCAGCUUAUUGGGGCUUGACUCGAAUUACAGGCAAGAUUCUGGAAGCUGGUGCACCUCCAUCCCCCGUUGACUCGCAUAAAUGGACACCUCUCCAUUGGGCAUGUGCUAACAAUAGGCUGGGCGUGGCAGAGCUUCUUUUGAGCCGCGGAGCAGACGUUAAUGCCCAGGAUAACCAAGGAUGGAGCCCAUUGUUUUGGAGUGCAUUUGUAGGGAGUAACCUCAUGGUGCAUCUUCUACUCUGCAAUGGCGCGGAUCAUCUCGCUCGAAGUACGCUCGGAUGGACGGCCUUGCACUGGGCCAUUUCAGGCGGACAUACCGAGUUAGCAAAGAAACUCCUCGACCACCACUUGGAGUCCCAGUCACCCAAGCCAUUAUUCCAUAGGAUGACUAUGAAAGAAAUCGAAGCAUACGCCAAUACCACCUCUCCAUUAGAUGUAGUUGCCGGAGACCAGGAUUACGAUAUCUUCACGGCCCUAACGAAUCAUCUUCAGACGUCACGUGGAACGAUAACAGAUGCUGGAUUUAACGAGAUCUGGAAACGAGAAAGCUUCGAUGUUCCUGUGUCAUUCAAUCUAUGGAGAACUAUGACAAAGGGUGAACGCAUCAAUGGACGUGAUUGGCAAUAUCAUGGUACUAUACGGAUCGAGAAUAGCUUGGAAAAGCGGGAAUCUGGCCCCAAUAAUUGGAAGUCCUCCCUCCUAAUAUCGGCCAUUCGUGACCAGCAACUAUCAUCAGUGGAGCUUUUGGUCAAAGCGGGAGCGGACAUGGAAAACAAUAGAGCACUGUUUAUGGCUGCUCGUCGACAGGAUCCCAGAUAUGUGCAAUGCUUGUUGGAGAAUGGCGCCAAUCCAAAUGCCACAGACCACUAUGGACGGACUCCGCUACACGACGCCAUCAUGGACGGCUUUGUUGAAACUGUCGGCGCACUUCUCGAUGGAGGAGCAGAUGUAAACAAGCCUGUCACGCGUGACUUUGACUCCAUCCGCGUGGACAAAGUUGAUAUCGAAAUGGUUAACUACAGCAUUGAGUGCAACGACAUUGGAUCUACAGCCUUGAUACUGGCCAGUGGAUUUGUCCAACGUGAACACUAUGGGACUGAACGAUUUCAAACACAGCCAUCAGGAUUUGAAUUAAUCACGCAAAUCACCCAAUUGCUCCUUUCUAAGGGCGCGGAUCCGGGUCUGAAGGAUCCUUCGGGGAGAACAGCGCUGCAUUAUGCAAUGCUACGACCGCACCUACCAUGGGUCAAGUUGCUGAUCGACGCAGGAUGUCCGGUUGAUGCGGUGGACUGCAAUGGGAGCAUGCCACUGCAUCUUCUGGCGGUGCGCCAAGAAGACGGUCUUGACGGGCAUGAUUUGAAGGCGAUCGUGUGUCUUCUUCUGAAUGGCAAGUGUGAAAAUGGUCAAGCCGAUAUAUUAAACCAACCGGUGCCUGCGACGUCCGCCAUCCAAGACACACGUAGUAGUCGGAAAAAGAAUUUAAUGUAUUUCUACGAAGUUGAACAUGGUUUUGAAUCGUUUCACAGAACGUUGAAGCGAGCAAAAGGAUUCGAGGAAGGACUGACUCCUCUGACCAUGGCACUAAAAGCUGGUAGUUGGACAUUGGUUCAAGUACUAUUGGAACUAGGAGCUACAUUUCCCACACAUUUAAAUCUGACUCCGAUUCUGACUCAUGCUAUCAAGAGCGCUGAGCCGAGUAUGAAAAGUCUACUCAUCCUCCACGGUGCACGUCCUUCACCCGGUGCAAUCUAUGACCUAGUGAAUUCAUUCGUGGCUCAAACAACACCGGAUACCAUCACAAACCCCGCGGAGGGCAAAGACGUGAUGUCAGAUUUCAAAAGAAGUCUGGAAGAGCUGGCUUCAGCUGGUGCGGACGUUAACUUUCGCCAAAAUGAAGAAACCCCCUUGGUGGCUGUGGCAACUAAGUGUGGCUCGGAAACUGCUAUCCAAGCCCUUCUUGAUGCGGGCUCGGAUGUCUAUACAACACUGUCAAAGACUUUUGACCCCAUUCUCGCAUUAGUAAUUUCUGGGCAGUCUGUCCAUCUCGACUACUUGUUGGACUAUUCUGUGGCACAUCCAAGAAAAGGUCAUUGGUCAAACCAUUUAAAUGAAGUAUCCCAUGAGAGUGACCCAGUCAUGCGCGUGUGUCGAUCUCUGCAAAAGGCGAAGGUAAUCAAUCGUACAAACAGCGAUGGACGCACUCUAUUACAUCUGGUCGCUCAGCAAGGAAAUAUCGCAUUAGUGACUGCCCUUGUAUCAUGUGGUGCCAAAACCGAUAUUGUAGAUAGCACUGGAUGGCUCGCAGUCCAUUGCGCUGGAUUUGCCAAGCAGAAUUCUGUGCUGAGUUACUUACUGCUUGAACAGAGUACAAAGUCGUCCUCUAAGGAAAUGCAGAAAGUAAUUAGCAAGGACGAUAAUUCGACCAAUGCGCAUAAUAUGCUCGACGUAGCCGUUCUGGAUGGAAACAUUGACAUGGUCUCGUCUCUUCUGAACUUUGGUGGCAAUUCAAAUUCAACGAUACAUAAAGGUGGCAAGCACUAUACCCUACUCGGUUAUGCAGCCGAACAAGGAGAAAGGGAGAUUGUUUCCUUGCUUCUCGACCACGGCGCUGAUAUAGAGAAAGAAAACAAAUGCGGUUGGCGUCCGGUUCAUCUAGCAUGCUACCGAGGCCACGCGAGGAUUGCCGAAAUCCUCAUCGAAGCAGGGGCAGACGUACACGUUGCAACUGUAGAAUGGAAUGAACCGCAUAUCAGACCUCAAGGGAUCUAUCAAGGUACUCCCUGGACCGGACAACCGCUUCACCUUGCUGCCAUGAGUGGUCUGGCAGGUAUUGUACAGCUGCUGCUUGAACAGGGUGUCGAUAUUCAUGCCAGCACGGGUGUAGACUCUGGCAGCUCGUAUGGUCCGACUGCGCUUCACCUCGCGCUGGAUACGAGUCAUUGGUAUGGCAAUCGGUGCGGUGACAUUCUCGAUUCUGGCAGACUUCAGAUCGCGCAGUGGCUGGUUGGUCGAGGGGCCAUGGUGCAAGGCGUUAUACCUGACUCGUUGCAUCAUAUUCGGAAAUUCCGAGAAUUUCCCGGUCUUUGGGAUGCACUUGUAGCUGGCGACAAGAACGAAAGUAGCAAUAUUUCCUCUUGA